Messenger RNA from Periconia digitata, 697 nucleotides. NCBI's taxonomy places the organism in Eukaryota, Fungi, Ascomycota, Dothideomycetes, Pleosporales, Periconiaceae. The record is from the annotation of a GenBank genome assembly.
AUGAGGUCACAUGAUGGAGUCUAUCGCAAUCCGACACCUAGGCACAUUCCGCCCCUAGAUCUCCUGACUUUCCUAUUUGACUCUGAAUACUCGUACACAUCCCCGGCCGACAUCGUCUAUGCUGACGCCGAGAGGCCCAGCAUCCAUCUCAACAAAGCUGGUCUACAGCGGCUGAUCGAAGAGUUCGCGUACGGCCUGUGCAACGAGGUGGGUGUUGGCGCCCAGGGACCUUACCAAGAUGUCGUGGUCAUCUUCUCCACAGGCCAAGUUGCUUAUCCUGCCGCACUCUUCUCUGUCAUCGCCGCUGGCGGUGUGGCAUCGCUUGCCUCCUCGAGCUACAAGCAUUCUGAACUUGCGCGCCAAAUCAAUCAAAGCAAUGCUAAGGUCUUGAUCGCUAGUCGCGACGUCUUGCACGUUGCGCGCGAGGCCGUUGCUUCCAUCACCGACAGAAAGGUCACAAUUCUUGUUUUGGAAUCCGAUCCUGACUUUAAUUUACACGUCGAUGGGAAAGAUGGAGAUGCGCGAUUGAGAUCGAUUGCAGUGGAGCACAGAUUGUCGUGGUCUCGGAUCACUGACAGAGAUGAAUUGGAUAAAAGUCUAGUUGCGUUGCUGUACUCCGCAGGGACCACCGGUGAGCCAAAAGGUAUGAUCCCCGAUGAUCAAUUCACCUAUAUCGCACAUUACAGCCCACACUAAU